This is a messenger RNA of Serpula lacrymans var. lacrymans S7.9, 1959 nucleotides long. RefSeq lists its product as uncharacterized. Bases 1 to 1719 code for a protein of 572 amino acids. The record is from RefSeq and is a predicted model, not a curated record. The transcript has 10 exons. Gene Ontology annotation, biological process: microtubule-based movement. NCBI's taxonomy places the organism in Eukaryota, Fungi, Basidiomycota, Agaricomycetes, Boletales, Serpulaceae. Gene Ontology annotation, molecular function: ATP hydrolysis activity; microtubule binding; ATP binding. Gene Ontology annotation, cellular component: kinesin complex; nucleus; microtubule.
AUGACAGAGCCAAAUGCAGACGCCCAAUACAACCAGUCGCGACCCCGCUUUCCUUUCUCGACCGUCGUUCCUUCCUCCAUCUAUAAAUUUUCCCAUGUUUUCCCUCCAGCUACCCACCAGUCUGAGUUUUUCGAAAAGACAACAUUACCAUUAGUCCGUGACCUACUUGACGGCCAAAAUGGGCUUCUAUUUACGUACGGAGUGACGAACUCUGGUAAAACAUACACCGUUCAAGGAGGAAAUGAACCAGGAUCAGCAGGAAUUUUACCACGAGCUUUAGAUGCCAUAUUCAAUAGCAUCGAAGGAUUGCACAACGACGGUCGUUUGGAUCGUAACUAUGAAUACUCGAUCUGGUUAUCCUAUGCAGAAGUAUACAAUGAAAAGGUGUAUGAUCUUCUGGCUUCUGUAAACGAUGGAGUACAUGGAAACGCAGCCACCCUUACAGUAAAGCCAUCUCCACCCACCGACUCUUUGGACGAUGCAACUUGGGGAAGCUCAGGGAAAUAUAUCGCUGGCCUUCGACAAUUCCGUACCACCAGUGCCUCGCAAGCAAAAUCUUUGGUCAAACUUGGUCAACUCCACAGGCGCGUCUUCGGCACUCUUGCUAAUAGCCAAAGUAGUAGAAGUCAUGGGCUGGUCACACUCAGGGUCGUGAGGGGACAUAGAGGAGAAAGGGAUGAUCCUACUUCUCUUCAAAUAUCUCGUCUGACUCUAGUGGAUCUUGCCGGUUCCGAGCGCACAAAACACACUCAGACUACAGGUGACAGACUGAAGGAGGCGGGUAAUAUCAACAAAUCUCUCAUGGUUCUUGGGCAAUGUAUGGAGGUCAUGAAAGCCAAUCAGAAACGUGUAGCUCAAAGUCUGACCAACGCCGGUCGCACUGACACAAGAGACGUUAAGAAGGGCCUAGCCGUUGUUCCUUUUAGACAUAGCAAGCUCACAGAAGUCUUAAUGGACUACUUUACGGGAGAUGGGAAAGUGGUCAUGAUCGUAAACGUAAAUCCUUAUGAUACCGGCUUUGAUGAAAACUCGCAUGUUAUGAAGUUUUCGGCGCUUACACGAGAAGUCUAUACCACUAUGAACAAUGCCCCAAUCCCUCGUAUACCAGCUAGUCCUACUAAGCGAUCUGCUGCGGUACCAGGUAAUUCUGAUAGAUCCUGGGCUUCUGGUUUACCGAAAGCAACGACACGAAAAGUAACGAUAUCGAGCAUUGGACCGGGUAGGAAGAUAAGCGAAGCCCAACUAGAGGUGCUUGAAGAGGACGAAGAGGCUGGUGAAGCGGAUUAUGACCCUAAUGAUGAUGACGAGCCCAUCAACCCAUUGGUAGAUGCCCUUUUCGACGAAGUCGAAGAACUACGCCUACGGUUAUAUGAGGCUGAGAUGCGCUGCGCAAUUAUCGAAGCAGAUACACGUGAAGAGGUCAUGAAGGAAAUGGACGAAAGGAUGCGCGCAAUGGAAAACAUGUAUACGAGACGGUUGAUGACUGAGGUCGAGCAAAACGAAAUGAAGAUGGACGCAAAAAUUGAUAUGUUGCAACGGUCUGGUCUACUGACAGGGGCGAGACCCUUUACUAUGUCUAAUAGUAGACUGUCGGAUCCUGAUGAGAGUGAGGAAGAUGAAGGUGGAGAAUUAAUUGAUAUUGAUAUCAGUGACGAUGAACGUGCUGAUGCUGAUGAUCCACCGUCACCUCUGGAAGGAAAAAAGUCCUCGAAGCACUAAUACUGCUUCGUACAGGUCUGGGGGCGUCCCUUGCGCCAUCCUACUUUUUUUCCGGGGUUCGACAUGCAAUGUUGCUUUGAGAGAGAAAUUUGAGGGUGGAUAGAAUCCGAGGAGCCAAAAGCCCAUAUCAUAAUCAAUGAUGCGAGUCAUUGCUGGCUUGCGAGAAAAUAGUGAAUUAAGGAAAUGUAUACAUGUAACAUGUAUUAGUAGUCUGUAACUCCACUUUAGUCUUGACAAGUG